This is a messenger RNA of Chelonus insularis, 1327 nucleotides long. RefSeq names its product distal membrane-arm assembly complex protein 2. The coding region runs from base 315 to 1253 and encodes 312 amino acids. The transcript has a single exon. Lineage: Eukaryota; Metazoa; Arthropoda; Insecta; Hymenoptera; Braconidae. The record is from RefSeq and is a predicted model, not a curated record.
UCCAUUUUCAUUUCAAAGCACACAUUUUUCAUAAACAAAAUACCAUAAUGUAUUGUUUUUAUUUAUAAAUUAAACUCAGUAUUUUAUUGGAGACUACAAGUGGAUUGUAACUAUUAAAAUGGUUACUGCAUCUUGUAAUGACCAAAUAUCGUUAUUUUAAUGUACUAUAGUCAAGUUAAAGUUUUUCGAGCUUAUUCGUAUACAUAUACGUAUUAGAUUUGUUUGAUAAUCAUUUAUAUCAAAACAUUGAUUGGGAGUUGGUGACUUUGAUAAUAAUUUAUCUACUUCAUUUCUCAACUAAUUAUCAUCCAAAAAUGUUUAUCAACAAACGUGUCCUAAUUUGCAGUCAGUCAUCCAAUGUAUCAUUACAAUUUGUAAGAAAUUUUAUUCCAAAAAAUUUUCUCAGUGGUCUUUUGACAAAAGAAAAUCAGAGUAAAGAAGAGAAAGAAGAAUCUCGUAAACUAAAAAAGUGGCGAACUCUUCCAAAUUUGGUAGAUGAAACAAAGUUUUUCAGUAUAUUCAAAAGAUCAACUCCAAACAAGGUAUUUCCCUGGUAUUUUGGACGUGGAUCUCUAUCACCUUCUGAAGAUACUGAAUUGUUCAUAAAAGAUUUGAAAUCGAGAAUUUUAGACCACGAUCAGAGAUUUAUACCCGAACGACAUCAAACAUUGGGAAAUGAGCUAGCAGUAGCACAUAUGAUAGUUUUCAGAGAAGGAAGAGUUCGUCAGCUUGGAUCCGAAAAAUUCUUAUCAUUGGAAAAUUUUGACGAAUUACCGACAACAUAUAAACCUGAAUGGUUUCUUGAAGAAAUUGAUUGUACUAAUAUGAUAAUAAGUUAUAAAGGAUUAUUGAAUUUAAAAGGAUUGAGAUAUUUGAAAAGAGUAACUUAUAAAAAUUGUGAACAUUUUGAUGAUUGGUGUUUAGAAAGAGUCGUGGCUUUAUGUCCACAUCUUGAAUAUUUAGACAUAUCUGAUUGUAAAGAGAUUACAGAACAUGGUCUAGAAUGUCUAUAUAAAGCAUGGAAUUUAAAAGAAUUGGUCGUUACUGAUUGGUAUGAACGUCCUGAAUUCGAAUUGAGUUGCCUUCUUCUAGAAGAUUGUAAGCCAGGUCUAGUCGUGAAACGAUUAGUAAAAUCACCAGAAGAAAGACCAAGUGAUUUAGGAGAUCCAUAUGUUCCAACUCUUUUUGACAAAUAUGUUGGAAAAUUGGAGGAGUUUAUUAAUAAUAAGCGACCAAAAGAUAAUCAACAAUAACUACCUAUAAUUAUAUACAUGUGUAUAAAUUAAUGUACAUAUUUGUAAUAAAAAUAAUUAUUGAUUUAGUUGGA